AUGUCGGUGGUUAACGUCUUUAUCCACGCGCCCUCGACGCUUGUCUCCGCCGAGCGUCGCAUCCCCUCCACUAUCCGGCUGCACGACCUCAAGUACCGGCUCGAAUCGAUCGUUGGCGUCCCUCCCUCGAACCAGAUCCUCGAGAUCCACUCUGCGCGCACCGACCAUGAGCAGCAAUCCACCCUCCCGGGUCCUUCGCCAUUCGCCUCUUCCGUCCGCUCGACACUCCUCACCGCCAUCCCGCAGAAUUCUCCGUUCGAGGACCGAACACUAGAAGACCUUGGCGUGGUCGACGGUAUGGCGCUCAAAAUCCUCGAUACUCGCCCCAAGGAGCUCAUCCAGACCUACACAGACGAGAGCCUCGUCGAAAAAUACGUCAUGGACGACGACACGUACGCUGCGAGACGGGAUACCGUGCUGGCGUUCAAGCAGCGGAACAAGCUCGGCAGGUUCGAUCCGAGCAAGGAUGGCACCUCGAGCACCGCAUCCGUGGAAAUCGACGUGCCCGAGGGGCUCGAGGCUGGGGCGAGGUGUCAGGUGGAUCUCUCGGGCACCGGGACAAAUCAGAGAAAGGGCACGGUGCGGUUCGUAGGCAUGACACAGUUCGCAACAGGCACAUGGGUGGGCGUCGAAUACGACGAACCCGUGGGCAAGAAUGACGGCUCCGUGGCAGGCGAACGAUAUUUCACAUGCAAACCCAACUUUGGCGGAUUCGUACGGCCAGAUAAGGUCCAGGCCGGCGACUUUCCAGCAGACGACUUUGAUCUUGAGCUCGACGAUGACGACGAGGAAAUGUAG
Messenger RNA from Kalmanozyma brasiliensis GHG001, 798 nucleotides. Its product is annotated as Ubiquitin-like domain protein. The transcript has 2 exons. Bases 1 to 798 code for a protein of 265 amino acids. The record is from RefSeq and is a predicted model, not a curated record. NCBI's taxonomy places the organism in Eukaryota, Fungi, Basidiomycota, Ustilaginomycetes, Ustilaginales. Gene Ontology annotation, biological process: cytoplasmic microtubule organization. Gene Ontology annotation, cellular component: cytoplasm; nucleus; microtubule plus-end. Gene Ontology annotation, molecular function: microtubule plus-end binding.